This is a messenger RNA of Ceutorhynchus assimilis (cabbage seed weevil), 623 nucleotides long. Lineage: Eukaryota; Metazoa; Arthropoda; Insecta; Coleoptera; Curculionidae. The record is from the annotation of a GenBank genome assembly.
AGAAGAUACAAAUGAAAUUUUUAAUUUUGACAUUGACUUUGACAUACAGGAUUUUCUCCUUUCAUUUUUCUUUUUCCUUAAAGUGAGGUUAAGAAGUGGUGUUUUAGCAAUGGCCGAUACCACCAAAACAAAACCGGAAAAGAAGCCAGCCAAGGAGGCGGGCGAAAAGGCCGAGAAGACCGCAAAGCCAAAAAGAUUCGAGAAGAGACACGGUAGAUUGUACGCCAAAGCCAUUUUCACUGGUUACAAAAGGGGACUCAGGAAUCAACACGAAAACACUGCCCUAUUGAAGGUGGAAGGCACCGCCAACAAAGGAGACAGUUGGUUCUAUGUUGGCAAGAAAUGCGUCUUUGUAUUUAAGGCCAAGAACAAGACCUGCAUCCCUGGCAAACCAAAAUCUCACAAAUCCAAAGUAAGAGCUAUUUGGGGCAAAAUUACAAGGCCACACGGUACAAGGGGGGCUGUCAGAGCUAAGUUUGCCAGAAAUUUACCAGCUAAAGCUAUGGGACAUCGUAUUCGCAUUAUGCUGUAUCCUUCCAGGGUAUAGGAACCUGACAACAACCUGUAUGUUUUAAGUUAAAAUAAAAAUUUAUAAAAAAAAAAUAAUUGUGGUUUGAUUUUAG